AUGACGGACGCUUGCGACAUUGGUCUCAUUGGGCUUGCUGUUAUGGGGCAAAACCUCAGCAUGAACAUCGCUAGUAACGGAUUUAAAAUAGGAGUAUACAAUAGAACUUAUGAAAGAACAACUGAAACAUUAAAGAGAGCCAAGGAAGAAAAUUUAGUAAUUUAUGGAUAUAAAACACUAGAAGAGCUAAUAAAAAAUUUAAAAAAGCCUCGAAAAAUUAUAUUAUUAAUAAAAGCAGGGCCUGCAGUUGAUGAAAAUAUAAAUAAUAUAUUAAAAUAUUAUGAAAAGGGUGAUAUAAUAAUAGAUGGAGGUAAUGAAUGGUAUUUAAAUUCAGAAAAAAGAAUAAAAAUGUGUGCUGAAAAAAAUGUAGAAUAUUUAGCUAUGGGAGUUAGUGGAGGUGAAGCAGGUGCACGAUAUGGUUGCUCUUUUAUGCCUGGAGGAUCAAAAUAUGCAUAUGAUAAUGUAGAAGAAAUAUUAAAAAAAUGUUCUGCUAAAGUUAAUUCAUCACCAUGUGUUACAUAUAUAGGUCAAGGGUCAUCAGGAAAUUAUGUUAAGAUGGUGCAUAAUGGCAUAGAAUAUGGUGAUAUGCAAUUAAUAUCAGAAAGUUAUUUUAUUAUGAAACAUAUAUUAAAAUAUGAUAAUAAAAAAUUAGCAGAAGUAUUUAAAAAAUGGAAUGAAGGUAUAUUAAACUCUUAUUUAAUUGAAAUAACGUCAAAAAUAUUAGAUAAAAAAGAUGAUUUAACAGAUAAUUAUUUAGUAGAUCUUAUAUUGGAUGUAGCUGGUGCUAAAGGAACUGGAAAAUGGACUAUGCUCGAAUCUAUUGAAAGAGGUAUUCCUUGCCCAACUAUUUGUGCUGCAUUAGAUGCCCGUAAUUUAAGUGCUUACAAAGAAUUAAGAAUAAAUGCAAAUAAUAAUUUUUCUAAUGAAAUAAAAAUUAAUAAUACAAAUGAAGAUUUAAGCAAUUUUGAAAAUGAUCUACUAAAUGCUUUGUAUUGUUGUAAAAUUAUUUCAUACACCCAAGGAUUAUUUUUAUUAAAGCAAGUCUCAAAAGAAAUGAAUUGGAACUUAAAUUUAGGAGAAAUAUCAAGAAUAUGGAGAGGUGGAUGUAUAAUAAGAGCUAUUUUUCUAGAUCGUAUAACUAAUGCAUAUAAAAAUAAUAGUUCUUUAGAAUUAUUGUUUAUGGAUAAAGAAUUUUCCGACGAAAUGAAAAAUAAAUUACCAUCCUUAAGAAAAAUUGUAAACAUAGCUGUACAAUGCUCUAUUCCUAUCCCUGCUUUUUCUGCAAGUUUAGCCUAUUUUCAAAUGAUAUCAUCAAAAAAUUUACCCCUUAAUUUGGUCCAAGCACAAAGAGAUUUUUUUGGAUCGCACACAUAUAAAAGAAUUGACAGAGAUGGUGACUAUCAUACUCAAUGGGAAUAA
Molecule: messenger RNA, 1419 nt
Organism: Plasmodium vinckei vinckei
Lineage: Eukaryota; Apicomplexa; Aconoidasida; Haemosporida; Plasmodiidae
Product: 6-phosphogluconate dehydrogenase, decarboxylating, putative
Exons: 1
Coding region: 1-1419 (472 amino acids)
Biological process (GO): pentose-phosphate shunt; pentose-phosphate shunt, oxidative branch
Cellular component (GO): cytosol
Molecular function (GO): NADP binding; phosphogluconate dehydrogenase (decarboxylating) activity
Source: RefSeq, a predicted model, not a curated record